UCAAUUACAUGCGAAUCGACAAAAGAAAAGCAACGAAAACGAAUGCAACCACUUUCACUUUUGAUAUAUUCGGUGACCUUCUCUCGGUUUGACUUGGAUUUUGGAAUGGGCGGCGGACUGGCACUUACCAAUUUAUCAAUCUGAAGAAUAAUAAACGACUGAAUCGGCAAAUCAAACACCAGGAACUUUAUAUAUGAAUGGACAACGAUAAUAGUUAACUAAAAAUACGCAACUUGAUUUUUAUCGCUAUUAUUAUGAGAUGUGUGUUCUCAGACUAGUUAAACUAGCUCAAUUCAUACGACAACAGAAUGAAACAAUAACAUUGAGCGUAUGUCAAAACUAAACACCGACCGAACAGCGAAUCAUUCGCAUCGCAUCGGGCACACCAUUCGCUCACAGACACAACAUUUGACAACACUUGCAUGUGUGCGUCUGUGUGUGUGCAUUGGAAUGACAGAAUAACAACAAGAACAUCCGAUUAUUGUUGUGUUUCAAACAAGUCGACAUGAUUUACAUGAACGACUCGAUCGUAGACAAAACAUUAGAACGAAAAUAGAAACUACAGUCGCCAUGGACACAAUACAUUCAUCAAAACUUUGCCGAAUUUGUUGUAAUCAACGAUCAAACGAUCUACAUUUUCUGCUUGAUGCAGAUAAUAAAACGAUUGUUAAGAAAUUACGAGCGUGUGCCGAUGUAACUAUCGAACAUGAUGACCUAUUACCGAAAUACAUUUGUAAGAAUUGCAUACAAAAACUCAAUUUGGCGUACAAUUUUAAGAUUCAGUGCGAAUACAUGGAACAAAAAUUGCGAGAAGCGAUUACAAAAUCACUGCAUACACAAAUGAAAUCGGCGUCAGUGGCACAUAAAGAAGUAGUAUCGUCGAGUUUUUUUGACAGUGACGAUGAAAGUAGCUUUGGAUACAGUUCCGAGUUACUUGCAAUGGAUGAUGGUGAAGCGAUAAUCGAAGAGGACGGCGGCGAAGAAGAAGAGGAAGAACAAUUUAUGGAAGAGAUAGUGUACUUAGAUCAGAAUGUUGAGUGCGAUCAAGUUGCCAAUGGCAAUCAGUUUGUAUCAUCGGUGGCAAAUCAACAAUUUGAAGCAUCAAACAAUGAUGUCGAAUCAAAUGCAAUGGAAAUCAGUCAAAAAACUGUGGAAACUGAAAAAUUCGAUAGUGUUGGUUCAAUGCCGAGUGCCAAAGAAUCGGAUGGCGACCAGGAUAUGUUCAGCGUGAAAUCGGACAAUGCAUCAUCACCAAAUGUGAAAAUACCAUUCAAAUGUGAUACGUGCGGUGAAACAUUUGACAUCCAUUCCGAGUACAAUAAGCAUAAAAAAACACACGGCAAAAAUCGGUAUCAGUGCUUGCUUUGUAAUAAAUGGUUUGCCAAACGAUAUCUCUUGAAUGCACACCAUAAAACACACUCCGGCACAAAAAACUAUGAAUGCUCGAUGUGCCAAAAACGGUACACAAGCCAAAGCAACUUGGAUCGUCACAUUCGGGUUUUUCAUCGACAGGAAAGACAACAUACAUGCACAACAUGUCAAAAAACAUUUUCACAAUUGUCGAUUUUAAGGCAGCAUCAAUCCGUUCACAUUGCGUCACGUGAAUUUGCUUGCGAUGUCUGUCAUAACAAAUUCAAGACGGAAGUUCAUUUGAAAUUACACAAAAAACGGCAUCUGCCAAAUAGAUUUGGACAAUCACGACGAAAAUAUACACCACCGAAAAAAACUACGCGCAAACCACCGCAGAAAAUGUGCGUGUGCAGCGAGUGUGGCAAAAGAUUCACCAGCGUUGCAUUACUACGAUCUCAUAUGCAAUCUCAUUCUUUGGAGAAGAAGUACGAGUGUAAAAUU
Molecule: messenger RNA, 1851 nt
Organism: Contarinia nasturtii (swede midge)
Lineage: Eukaryota; Metazoa; Arthropoda; Insecta; Diptera; Cecidomyiidae
Product: zinc finger protein 569-like
Exons: 4
Cellular component (GO): nucleus
Molecular function (GO): zinc ion binding
Source: RefSeq, a predicted model, not a curated record